CGCUCGCGAUUGGCCGGUUUCGUGCAACGCUCCCCAUAACGUCCCGCCAGCUGUUGAAGUUACGUUUGUUUUAAAUCAAACGGCAACCGAACCGCCCGAACGGGAUCCCCGUGUGUGCGUGCCGGAGGCGCCCGUCCGUUUUCCCGCGACUCUCUGUGAUGCACGGAUAAAAGGAAAAACUGUGAAGAAGCGGGACGAUUUCGUUCGCGGCACGCAGAGAAAAGCGGGACGGGCGCGCGCGUUCCUUAUUUCGGCGGAGGCACUCUUUCUUCUCCCUUCUCCCGGUCUGUCGGAUAAAUAAGUAUUCGCGUGUGCGUCGUCUCCGGCGGUUUCGAGAUCUCCCGAUCCCCUACACGUUAUUAAAUACGGAAUAACCGCGACGAGUAUCGUGUCGGUCCUCUAUCCUCGUCCAGAGAGCGCGUCGUCGUCGUCGUCGUCGACGGAAAACGAUGGCCACGAUCAGGGUGUACCAGGAGGAUCAGGAGAAUCGCGUCGGCGCCGACGUGCGCGGUCGCGGAAAGGAGAACCUCGUUGCUGCCACGAGCGCACAGACUCAACAGGGGUUCCAAGCGAACAAACGCGCCGUCCUCGGCGUGCUGCACAAUAAUUGCCCGCGACACGGCACGAAGCUCCAGGAGACUCACAAAGAUGAAAAAUAUACAAGCAAAUUAAAACCAUUUAAUCCCACACAAUCUGACACAAUCACACAGUCUUUCAAAAUUUAUGAUGAUAAGAAAGAUGAGCCAGUCUUCAAGAUUUAUGAGGAUAAAUUGGAAGAAGAAACAUCUGUUGUACUUAGGGACUCUAUGGAAAAGAAAGAGACUACAGUUGUGCACGAAAUAGUGGCAAAAUCCAAUAAAGAGCAGCCGAGAAUAGACAUAAUUACUACAAGCAGUGUUAAUUUUGCAACAUUUCGUAGUAGCAUCGAAGAAAUUUGUCAAAAUAAAGAAGAUAAUAUCUUUUCAAAAGAUAGUCCCAUGUCUUUGGAGAAGCCAUUGGAGAAGUCUCUGACGAAUAGCAGUUCUUCUAACAAAGAAUAUAAAACCAGAAGAGAAUAUAUUAAGGAAAUGAGAACUAAUUUCUUUGAUGUAGACGAAUACAGGGCUGAUAUAUAUAAUUAUUUACGUGUAUCGGAAACACUACAUAGACCAAAACCUGGUUAUAUGAAGAAACAACCCGAUAUUACAUAUUCGAUGAGAUCUAUAUUGAUAGAUUGGCUUGUGGAAGUAGCUGAAGAAUAUCGAUUGCAAGACGAGACACUAUACUUGGCUAUUUCAUAUAUAGAUCGUUUCUUAUCAUAUAUGAGCGUUGUAAGAACAAAAUUACAACUUGUUGGGACUGCUGCUAUGUUUAUAGCGGCGAAAUACGAAGAGAUUUAUCCUCCCGAGGUAGGAGAAUUUGUAUAUAUCACAGAUGAUACAUACACAAAGACACAGGUGAUAAAAAUGGAGAACUUAAUACUGAGGGUUUUAUCAUUUGAUCUAACUGUACCCACACAUUUCACAUUUCUAACGGAAUACUGUAUCAGCAACAAUUUGUCGGAUAAAAUUAAAUUCUUGGCAAUGUAUUUGUGCGAAUUAUCAAUGCUCGAGGCAGACCCAUACUUACAAUAUAUGCCCAGCCAUUUGGCUGCGUCCGCAUUGGCUUUCGCGCGACAUACAUUGCGGGAAGAGAUCUGGCCACACGAAUUAGAGCUAUCGACAGGAUAUGAUCUGAAAACUCUUAAGGAAUGUAUCACAUACUUGAGCAAGACCUUUCGCAAUGCCCCCAAUAUCCCACAAGUAGCAAUACAAGAGAAGUAUAAAAACAGCAAGUAUGGUCAUGUGUCUACGCUUUUGCCUCGUAGUACUGAGGCGAUAUGCGAGGACGAAGAUGAAGAGGAAGGGAUUUAGUAAAGGAUAUUCUGGAAUGGAUGCGACAUUAAAGCGAUUUUUCUAUAUAUAAAUUGCUAAUUGAAUCUCCCACUCUCUGACUUGAGAGUCAUAUAUGUCGAUUGUGAAAAGGGGAUUAGGGUAAGACUGACCUAUAAGAUGGAAAGCAUAUACGGUUUAUUUCUGUUAGCUUAUUUUGGUCUAGUCGAUACGUUUUGCGAAAGCAAGACAUGCCUGGCUCUCCUAUCUUCAUUACACACUUUUACAGAGAUAGAUUGUGGUCACAUCAAAAUUGUAAUAAUUGUUUCGGGAGCUUUGUCAUAUUUUCAAAAUGCGAAGUUCUAGAGAAAAAGAGAGAGAGAGGGAGAGAUAGAAAGAGAAAAAGAGAAAAAAU
Nylanderia fulva is the source of this 2265-nucleotide messenger RNA. It is a transcript of the gene CycA, whose product is annotated as cyclin A. The record is from RefSeq and is a predicted model, not a curated record. Gene Ontology annotation, molecular function: cyclin-dependent protein serine/threonine kinase regulator activity. Lineage: Eukaryota; Metazoa; Arthropoda; Insecta; Hymenoptera; Formicidae. Gene Ontology annotation, biological process: mitotic cell cycle phase transition.